Owenia fusiformis is the source of this 1079-nucleotide messenger RNA. The record is from the annotation of a GenBank genome assembly. Lineage: Eukaryota; Metazoa; Annelida; Polychaeta; Sabellida; Oweniidae.
AUCAAGGGCACCUUAAGUCAUUAGCUUGUUUGGAGCCACAUCGGUCGCAUCACAGCCUUUUCCAUUGACAUUGUUUGAUCUUAAAUCUGCAACGAGCCACGAUGCAGUUGAAGAUUAUCCUCGCACUGGUGAUGGUUGUACUCCCGAUGCCCUCACUCGGGGGGUAUUGUUACACAUACGUCAGGACGUCCUACAGUGCAAAGCACUAUAGCAGCUGCGGUUGGUGGGGCUGGAGUAGAUGUUCCAGGUACCGUACACUAUACAGAUCAACAUCGGUUCCCAAGUGUUGCAAUGGUUAUCAUGGCACGAAUUGUUAUUACUUGAAACCAGGGUUCUGUAACAAUCCUUCUAGUUCCAAUGCCAAAUGUUGUACGGGAUACUCUGGCUAUUACUGCUCAGAUAUCAACGAAUGUUCGUCAUCAAAUGGCGGAUGUAGUCAAAUAUGUACAAACACAGUUGGUUCUUACAAGUGUACUUGUCGUUCCGGAUACAGGACUUCUGGCAAAAACUGUAUAGAUAUAAACGAAUGUUCUUCGUCCAACGGUGGAUGUAGCCAAAUAUGUACAAACACGCUUGGUUCAUACUCGUGCAGUUGUCAUUCUGGAUACCAGGCUUCUGGCAAAAGUUGCACAGAUAUCAACGAAUGUUCUUCGUCAAACGGCGGAUGUAGCCAAAUAUGCACAAACACAGUUGGCUCUUACAAGUGCAGCUGCAAUCCUGGAUAUCAGGCUUCCGGCAAAAGCUGCACAGAUAUUGAUGAGUGUUCCACAAACAACGGUGGCUGCCAUCACACCUGCACCAAUACAGCAGGCUCAUACAAAUGUUCCUGUGAGUCCGGUCACGAGAUACAUGAUGAUCGCCAUACAUGCACAGAUAUUGAUGAAUGUCAGCUGAACAACGGGGGUUGUAUGCACUCAUGUAGCAACACUGGAGGAUCUUACAGCUGCAGUUGCAAGACUGGUUACAAUUUAAAUGGCGACAAACACAGCUGCAAAGAUAUUGAUGAAUGUGCUUCAAACAACGGCGGGUGUGAUCACACGUGUUCAAACACGGAAGGUUCAUAUGAAUGUAGCUGUAAC